This is a messenger RNA of Seriola dumerili (greater amberjack), 3123 nucleotides long. Its product is annotated as ankyrin repeat and BTB/POZ domain-containing protein 2-like. Gene Ontology annotation, molecular function: protein heterodimerization activity; DNA binding; structural constituent of chromatin. NCBI's taxonomy places the organism in Eukaryota, Metazoa, Chordata, Actinopteri, Carangiformes, Carangidae. The transcript is spliced from 17 exons. Gene Ontology annotation, cellular component: nucleosome. Bases 1 to 3123 code for a protein of 1040 amino acids. The record is from RefSeq and is a predicted model, not a curated record.
AUGUCCUGCAGCCUGUUGGUGAAAACCCUGGAGGACCUGAGCUUGGAUCCAGGCUAUGUGGCCGGGGAACCCUGCCCGUCCCUCAGCCUGUCCUCCUCCGGCAGGUCGAGGCAAUCUCAGCCACACACGAGCACUCCUCACCGGGGACCCUGGUGGCAGCACGCCGGCUCCCUGUACAGCAGGAACGGCAGCUGGGACACGGUGAGCACGUUGCCGGAGGACGCGGCGGACGUCCUGGCCAAGUGUACUUGCCUGCCGGAAUUGGAGGAGUACCCCUGGACCGAGCAGGAGCUGCGGGAAAUCGUGCGUAAAGUCGCCGGGUCGGAUUCGUCGCUCACCGGGGAUGCUGUUCACCGCCUGUCUGUUCUGCUACGCAGGGCUUUGGUGCGGGUCUCCAGAGAGGCACAGCGGCUGAGCGAGCUCCACAGACGCUGCACACGCCUGGAGGUCCAGAGCGCGCUGAGGCUGGUGCUGAGCUGGGGUCUAGCCGAGCAGUGCAUCGCCUCCGCGGUGAAGGCCGUGUCCCUGCACUGCAUGAGCUCCGGGGACACUGCACGUCAGCGGGGCAAGUCCGCACGCUGCGGGCUGACGUUCUCCGUGGGCCGCUUCUUCAGGUGGAUGGUGGAGACACGCGUGUCAGUGCGUGUGCACGAGUACGCCGCCGUCUGCCUGGCAGCCUGUCUGGAGAGUUUGGUGGAGGAGGUGACCAGAAGAGCGCUGGAGGCGGCCAGGCUGACUGCGGAUGAGGAGAAGGAGCGGUGCGGCGGGGUCACCUGCUGCCUGGUGACCGCAGAGGUGCUGGAUGGAGCAGUCAACAAUGACACGGAGCUGUGGGGACUGCUGCAGGUCUACGAGCAUCUGAUGUGUGGCAAAAAUGCAAAUGGUGAGCUGUCGCUGCCGGCCCAUGUAAGCCCAUACACAAAGGUUCCCGAGGACUCAGUGGAGAGCAGGGAGGAUGCCUACAUCCAGCUGGAGCUGCGAACACUGGAGCAGGCGCUGUUGGCCACCUGUGUGGGCAGCAUCGCAGAGCUCAGCGACCUGGUGUCUCGAGCGAUGCACCACAUGCAGCGUCUGCGUAGCUCGAGCCCCUCCAUCAGCCCCGUGCGUUUAGCCAAUCAGCCGUCGGUAUCCUGGGCCCCGGACGCCCUCCGAACACUCUACUACUUCCUGUCCAGUCCACAGAUGGAGUCACUGGAGAAUCCCAACCUGGAGCCUCCGACCAUGACGCUGACCAGAGAGAGGCCGUUCCUGCUCCUCCCUCCUCUCAUGGAGUGGAUCAGAGUCGCCGUGGUGCACGCUGAACACCGCCGCAGCCUAUUGGUGGACAGUGAUGAUGUCAGACAGACGGCCAGACAGCUGCUUCCUGGACUGGACUGUGAGCCCAGACAGCUGAAGUCAGAGUGCUGUUUCCAGUCCUUCAAGUGUCUGGAUGCAGAAGCUGCUGCAGCCAAGUUCCAGCUGGAUCUGGGCUUCAGGAUGCUCUCAUGUGGACGAGCAGAUUUGGUCCAUCAGGCCACGCAGCUUCUGGGAGCCGAGAGGGUGAACACCAUGGAUGACCAGGGGAUGACUCCUCUGAUGUACGCCUCCGCAGCAGGAGAUGAAGCUCUGGUGCAGAUGCUCAUAGAGGCCGGAGCUAAUCUGGACCUGCAGGUCCCCGGCUGCUCCGUCAGACAUCCAUCUGUUCACCCUGGCAGUCGGUGCUGGGUGGCCCUGACGUUCGCUGUGCUGCACAGUCACCUGUCUGUGGCUCAACUGCUGCUGGAGGCCGGAGCAGACGUGGAGGGUGGAGCCCUGCUGGACGGUCAGGAGAGCUCAGCCGAGACGCCGCUGCAGUUAGCUGCUGCUGCAGGUUACUAUGAGAUGGUGAGUCUGCUGCUCGCCCAUGGAGCAGACCCUCUGCUCAGAGUGCAUCAUGGGAAUUCACUGACAUCACCGCUGUACGAAGACAUGAACUGUUUCAGCUACGCUGCAGCACACGGACACAGGAACGUUCUCAGGAGGCUGCUGCUGCAGCCACAGCACAGGAAGGAGGACAUCCUCUCUCUGGAGGAGAUCCUGGCUGAAGGAGUGGAAGAAGAGGAGGAGGAGGAGGUGGAGGUGAAAACUCACUUGGCACACCCUCCAGCUCCUGACUCCUCCAGCCCUGUUCCCAGGCUGUGUAAGGCCAGGAUGAAAGCUCUGCAGCAGGCAGCGUACUACAGCGCUGAGCACGGCUACCUGGAUGUUUCCAUGGAGCUCAGAGAGAUGGGUGUUCCCUGGAGGCUCCACAUCUGGCUGGAGUCUCUCCACAGAGCUCGGCAGCUGUGCAGGGACGAAGUCACCGUCUCCCUCCUCACAGAGUUUCCCUCCAUCAGGACGGAGGACUACAGCCCCGAGCUGCUCUCCACAGGGAUACCGCUCAUGUUCAGCAUGUUAGAGACCAGCAAGGACUACGUGAUCACCAAACGUUUGGCGUCUGUGUUCUCUCACUGUUACGGCGGCUCUCCUGUUACUCCCGUCCCCCCCGUGGACGUCACUCUGUCCACACAGCUAGAUAUUCACUUCCUCAACAAUCAGGAGAUGUCCGACGUGACGUUUAUGGUGGACGGACGUCCGUUCUUCGCUCAUCGGGUGCUGCUGAUGUCGGCGUCUGAACGGUUUCGGCGGAUGCUCAGCGAUUCUCCCGACAGUGUCGUCCACAUCAGUCACAUGACCUACAGCACCUUCCAGAUGAUGAUGAAGUCUCUUUACUGUGGAGGAACAGAGGGACUGACCGUCUCACAGUCUGAAGCCAUGAAGCUGCUGCCAGUGGCCACGUUCUUCCAGCUCAGAGCUCUGCAGAGAUGCUGUGAGAUGAAGCUGUCGCUCAGUCUGACUCUGGACAAUGCCGUCAACUUCUACCAGACCGCCAAGCACCACGGCGCCGCUGAGCUCUGCAGGUUCUGUGAAGGAUUCUUCCUGCAGAACAUGGACCAGCUCCUGGACAGGGAGGACUUCCACCGCCUGCUGCUGGGCGGGGUCGGGCAGGAGCUGCUCUGCCCAGGGACAGGCACUCAGGACCGGGAUCUGCCGGUCCUCCUGAGGGACCUUGAGGCUGCGCUGAUCCACAGACUUUACACCCUUCACUCUGCGUGUCGAGAGUAG